AUGGAGUUUAUAUUUUCUCUUUCACGCUUAGUGUUCAACUUGGGCAGUUUAUUUGGACAGAAUCCCGGCAGCAAUGGGUAUGGUACCGGCUACGGAUAUGGUAACGGUAACAACUACUAUCCCAGCAGCUACAGACCAAGCACCUAUUAUCCAUACAAGAAUAAUUACUAUCCCACCGGCACAUAUCCAAGUAACAACUAUCCCGGUAAUUAUUACCCCGUCAACAGCGGAUGGAGUGGCAGCAAUUACCCGAACUAUGCAACCAAUGGUGGCUAUUAUCCAAGCACUGGCGGCUAUGGCUAUAAUUAUGGUAGUACCGGCACGGGUUACUCUCCCAGCACUGGCACCGGUUACUAUCCCAACACCGGCACCGGUUACUACCCCAACACCGGCACUAAUAUACUAGGAGGAAAUGGCGGCUAUGGUGGUUAUGGAGGUAAUGGCGGCUUAAACCAAUACUAUGGUUAUGGGAAUCCACUCUAUGCUGGUCAACGCAAUCGCGGCUAUGGCUAUUAUGCCGAUACCGAUCGUUAUGGCUUGCCACGCUAUGAUGGCGGCUACAAUGAUCGGCCAUAUGUGGGGCGUGGCGCUUAUGGUUCAUACCGUGGGUACGAUUGAUGUUGACCAAGCGAAAUGAGAAGUUAAGCUUUUGUGUUUUUUUUGCAAUGUUAUUGUUGCUUUGCUGUUGAUAUCGCUUAAUUGUAAUAAACUUUCUUACUCUAUGUAAAUAAGAUUAAGUAUGUGUACAUAAAUAUCGUCAACCGUAUGCCAGAAACAUGAAUGUGUAAAUAUGUAAAUUUUGGUAAAACAAGUUUGAAAGUUUUUUUUUGUUACGAGACUUAUGUACAUCCAAAGGUUAAUAAACUCAAUCCAAUAACUCAAAAUUCUGGCAUAAGGAUGGCAAUAUAUUUACAUAUUUCGUUGUGCUGGU
Rhagoletis zephyria (snowberry fruit fly) is the source of this 931-nucleotide messenger RNA. Its product is annotated as prisilkin-39-like. Lineage: Eukaryota; Metazoa; Arthropoda; Insecta; Diptera; Tephritidae. The record is from RefSeq and is a predicted model, not a curated record.